Molecule: messenger RNA, 1032 nt
Organism: Hansenula anomala
Lineage: Eukaryota; Fungi; Ascomycota; Saccharomycetes; Phaffomycetales; Wickerhamomycetaceae
Gene: GET3
Product: guanine nucleotide exchange factor GET3
Exons: 1
Coding region: 1-1032 (343 amino acids)
Biological process (GO): post-translational protein targeting to endoplasmic reticulum membrane
Cellular component (GO): GET complex
Molecular function (GO): ATP binding; ATP hydrolysis activity
Source: RefSeq, a predicted model, not a curated record
AUGUCUGACGAUUUCGAAGCUCCAGAUCCAAAUAUUAAAUCAAUCAUCUCACACGAUACCCUUAAAUGGAUCUUUGUCGGCGGUAAAGGUGGUGUUGGUAAAACCACAUCAUCAUCAUCAAUUUCAAUUCAAUUGGCAUUAAAUAACCCAACAAAGCAAUAUUUAUUAAUCUCCACUGAUCCUGCUCACAAUCUAAGUGAUGCAUUUGGUGAAAAAUUUGGUAAAGAUGCUAGAAAAGUUACAGGUAUGAACAAUUUAUCAUGUAUGGAAAUUGAUCCAUCAUCAACAAUUCAAGAUUUAAGUGCAAAUUUUGAUACUGCUCAAUCUAAUGAUCCUUUGAAAAACAUGAUGAGUGACCUAACUUCUUCCAUUCCUGGGAUUGAUGAAGCUUUAUCAUUUAUGGAAGUUCUGAAACAUAUUAAAAACCAAUCAAAUAAACCUGAUCAAGAUGGUGAUAUUGAAACUAUUCAAUAUGAUACAAUUAUCUUUGAUACUGCACCAACUGGUCAUACCCUAAGAUUUUUACAACUGCCACAAACAUUUUCAAAAUUACUGGCUAAAUUUGAUGAACUUUCUGGAAGAUUUGGAGGUUUAUUAAAUAAUUUAGGUGGUGCACAAAUGGGUGAUAUUAAUUCCAAAAUGUCUGAAUUAAAAGAAUUAACAGCUUUGAUCAAUGAACAAUUCACAGAUCCUGAAAUAACUACUUUUGUUGUUGUUUGUAUUGCUGAAUUUUUAUCAUUAUAUGAAAGUGAAAGAUUAAUUCAAGAAUUGGAUUCUUAUGGUAUAGAUUCAAGUACUAUUAUUGUGAAUCAAUUGUUAUUUACACAAAAUGAUGAUCCUUGUAAAAGAUGUCAAGCUAGAUCUAAAAUGCAAAACAAAUAUUUGAAUGAAAUGAAUGAAUUAUAUGAAGAUUUCCAUUUGGUUAAAGUUCCUUUAGUUAAUACUGAAGUUCGUGGUUUAGAAAAAUUGAAGAAAUUUUCAAAAUUUUUAGUUGAUCCAUACGUUCCUGGUGGAAGUGUUGAUUUAGAAUAG